UCAGGCAGGGGUAAAAAAAAAAGCUGCCUGCAUUCUUCCUACAACGCCGAAAGCCUCACAUAUACCAAUAAUAUCUUUAAGCCCCAAGAAGCAGACGCUUUUCUUCUCGGCUCGUCAUUGGGGUGAGGACAUCCGAGUCUGCAGUUGGGUCGAGACCGUUAUCGCCCGUCUUUCGAGUACUUGAUCUCUUGGAUAUCUCUUUGCUUUCUUAUUUGACACGUUCUCUUCCCUCUUUUUUAUCCGGCAAAUUUACAUUUUUCCUUCGUUUAGCAUUUCUUUCUCUUUUUCCUUCACCACAAUCGUUACCUUCCCUUAUAUAUAAUAUUGAUUUGUUUGAAUCACUUUCGUUCAUCAGCAUUCAUCUAUAUAUCCUGUGUUGAGAUUUUCCAGCUCCUGAAGGGGCUAUAGUUCACUCAGAUGGCCGCUUCACUAUGGAAAGGGCUCGCUGUCCUUUACUUUCUUCUUUGCACAGCUAUACCAGCAUUUGCAACUGUCACAAUCAAGGGUGUCCAAGAAGGUGUUAACCAGGGUACUGGCCAAAGGCCUGCCCGACAAAAUCUGGCGACUUGGGAGUUUUCUGGGCCGGCUUUCGAUCUUUAUAUACAAGCCCUCCACGAGUUCCAAUACACCGACCAAAAGGAACUUCGUAGCCACUACUCUAUCGCAAGUAAGUUGCCUCCACGAAUACAAACCAUCUUCUUUCAACCACUAAUGCAUUACAAUUAGGUGUUCAUGGAUUGCCGUAUGGACCAUGGGACGGGGGUGAGACCACUUCCCGACAGCAGGGAUAUUGCUUGCAUGACUCCACAUUGUUCCCUCUCUGGCACAGGCCUUACUUGGCUCUUCAUGAGGUUGGUAGACAUAAAUGAGGUAAAGGAGAACAUCGGAAUCCAUCAAUGCUAACACAUGGGUAUAAUUAGGAAAUGAUCUGGACACACGCUCAGAAAAUUGCCGCUUCUUAUCCUGAGAAAGACCGAGCCAAAUACGUCACUGCUGCAAAGACCCUCCGGAUUCCAUACUGGGAUUGGGCGAGCAACCCCGAUAUUCCGCGCUCUAUGACUACAUCCAAAAUUAAUGUAAACACUCCUACCGGCAUGCAGAGCAUCGACAACCCUCUGUAUCAGUACAAGUUUGACCCCUCUGUACAAAAGGGGUUCCCAGAAGGGGAUUCGGUAAGUUUGAUAAUAGUUACCAAAUUGUUUCAAGGGCUUCUGGCUGACUUUGUUAAAUUCAAUUACAGUUUACAUCCAACCCCCAUUCUACUCGAUUCCCCGACGCAAACGGUGAAUCUCAAAAUGACCGAGCCACCAGGGCAAUGAGAUCAAAUGGCGCAUCGUAAGGCCCUCCCAUUGAAAUACCUUCGUCAUAUUAUCCUGGUCCCAGAAACUAACCGUCAUAUCAUUCCCAUCUAGCCUCCGAUCAAGCAUCUACCAACUCCUAAGCAGUGAAUCGGAUUACAGCACCUUUUCAACCCAGGCAUUGCCAGACCGUAGCGGAUAUAACAAUGUCGAAACUGUGCACGGCUAUGUCCACGGCCUGGUUGGUGGUCAAGGCCAUAUGACUUAUAUCCCAUGGUCUUCUUAUGAUCCCAUUUUCUGGCUUCACCAUGCGUGAGUCCGCCCGUAUAAAAUGACAUUUGACUGAAAUUCAAGGCUAACACUUGAUAGUAAUGUUGAUCGACUUAUCGCCCUCUGGCAAGCCAUCUAUCCCGAUUCAUAUGUCGCACAAGUACCCAACGGCGGAGGCGCGUAUAUGACCGAGCGAGGAACUGUGGAAGAUGGAAACACACGUAAGUACCGUAACUACAGGUAACAAUUUUCGUGGCGCAUAGCGCUAACUUUACAAUACAAAUAGCUCUGUACCCAUUCCAUGCUGAUGAAAACACAUUCUACACUGCCAACACUGCACGGUACACCAAGACUUUCGGGUAUACCUAUCCCGAAAUUGAAGACUGGGGUGUCAGCAAGGCCGAUCUCCAGAAGAAUGUUCGACGACGUGUUAACGAACUAUAUAAUAAUCCUUCCAAACAAGCCACGAAGCGUGCCACCGUCCAUCGUCGUGCACAGAGAUACGAUUCGUACAUUCAAGGCAGCAACAAAAGCCAAUCGCCAACUACCACGGAAGCCCGCCUUGAAGCUGUACUGGACGAUACGUUCGAUAUAGUUGAAGCCAUUGGAGAUUCGAUCAGUCAAAGUUUGGAUCGAUUUGACGAAUGGGGUGUCAACAACAUGAAGAAGCAGUGGGUUAUUAAAGUCAGAGUUAACAAGUAAGUCUAUAAGGAAACACUGUAUCAGAUCUGCAGAUUGAAGGAAACUGACGCCUAAACCCAAAUUAGGAGUGCUGUGAGCAAGCCCUUUAGCAUCCACUUCUUCAUGGGAAACCCACCAAAGGACUCGAAUACCUGGCGUUAUGCGCCCAACCUGAUCGGCUCAUAUGGAACAUUCGUUCACGGAAUGGGUAUGCCAAACCCUAGCAUGGUUGGUGGAGAGGUGCCGCUUUCGCCAGCCCUUGCUGCUCUUCUGUCUACUAGCACUAUUCUUGGCUUGGAUGACACCGUGGUCGUACCCGUUCUCAGUAAAUUCCUCACUUGGAAGAUUCAGGAUCAAGAUGGGAAGGUCAUUCCCACUGAGGACGUUGCUAAGUCCAAUGGUGGUAAAGGACUGGAGAUCCGCAUUGCUAAGCGUGAUGUUCAGCCCUUGACUAAGGGUGACCUUGAUAACUUCCCGCAGUUCGGAGAGUGGGAGAUGUAUGAUAGCAUUACCAAGGGGAAGGUAGGCGGCUAUUGACGCUGGAACCAUGAACUAGCCAGAACGAUGCUCUAGCGUUGAAUUGAUACCAGAAUGCUUUACCCCUCUUACCCCGUUUCUAUCAGCUCCCCUUUCCUACCCCUGA
This is a messenger RNA of Trichophyton rubrum CBS 118892, 2892 nucleotides long. RefSeq lists its product as uncharacterized. The record is from RefSeq and is a predicted model, not a curated record. The transcript has a single exon. The coding region runs from base 2373 to 2786 and encodes 137 amino acids. Lineage: Eukaryota; Fungi; Ascomycota; Eurotiomycetes; Onygenales; Arthrodermataceae.